Molecule: messenger RNA, 1482 nt
Organism: Cladocopium goreaui
Lineage: Eukaryota; Dinophyceae; Suessiales; Symbiodiniaceae
Source: the annotation of a GenBank genome assembly
AUGGGGCCUUGCAACAUUCUGCGCAGUCAGGAUCCCGCUCUUGAAGAUGAGAGCGCUGACCGGGUGGCAAAGUCCAUGAAGUUGUUGGACGAGUACAGCGAGGAGAUGCAUCCGGGUCACAAACCUGGACGCUUUGCUGAAGUGGGCCCAGAGUUCGAAGGAAUGGAGUUUGAUGGCUUGAGGUGGAAGAUGCAAUCGACAGGAGGGGAUCCCUCGCAGUCUUCCCAGAGCCAGGCUCUCAUGACUUUGAGCGAAGAGGAUCGCAUGUUGGCCACAAAGUAUGAAGCGGCAGGUGGUCUUGGGCUGUGUCUGAAUCGGGCAUGGACAAUCCCGGACAAACUUCGUGCCGAAGCACGGAGCCUGCUACGAAGUGUGGCUGGCGAGCCGGAGGAAGGUGAUGAAGAGCUGAUGGCUGACUCCAUGCUGGACUCAGAAAGAGUGAAUGUACCUUGGGAUGAGCUCAAGUCCCAGCUGGGUACCAAAGAGGUAGGCCCUGUUGAAAGGGCAGCUCUCUUGCUUCAUGCUGCGGAUAUUGCUGAGGAACGUGAGGCGGUGAUGCGGAAUACUUGGAGUGACAUUGAAUUUGGAGGUGGGGAGAUGUCAAAUGCUGAGCUGGUCGCACGGCUUGAGCGACAGUUUGCAGGGCAGCUGGUUAAGUCAGCAGAGGUUCGAAUUCGUCAUCGAAAGGAGCAGGAGAAGAAGGCAGAGCAGGUGUUCUUGCAUUGCAUCACUAAGGAGCCCACCCUCCUUGGUCGUGUCACCAAGCUGCUGUGGAGGCCCUACUACGGAAUCGGACCGCACUUGCUGCAGUACAUGCUUCUGAACUCUGUGCGCUUCGGGUCCUUCAAUGCUGCUCAGGGCUACCUACAGCGUCGCGCUGGGCAGCGGCAGCUAUGGCUGUCAGAGGUCUUGGCAGCUGGCUUGUUUUCGGGUGGCUGCAUUGCUGCAACACUGCAUCCGCUCUUCGUGGUAAAGACGCACCAGCAGGUGAAUCGUUUGUCGACUUUGGAGGCCACAACGCGCCUCUGGCACGGUGAAGGCCUUCCAGGAUUUUUCCGCGCCUUCGUGAGUGGCUUCGUACGCUUUCCACUGGCGUUGGGAAUCUUCUUUGUAUCAUAUGAGGCAAUGAAGCGUGGGCCCGUGUGGCCUCGGCAAGAUAGCGGAAGUAAAGACACCUCCGGCGCUGCAGUUCAGCUGCGUAAUAGUGUCUAUGGGGCUAUGGCUGGAGUCCUUUGCUGGACCUCUGUCUUCCCUCUGGAUGUGGUGCAGAGCAGAGUGAUGGGAGAGGCAGUGUAUGGAGCAGGCCGUCAGUACACCGGGGUAGUCGCCUGUGCUCGUCAGCUCUACAACACAGAAGGUGUUGCUGGAUUCACACGAGGCUACUCUGCAGUGCUGAUGCGUGCUGGACCGGUGAAUGCAGUAUUGUUUCCUGCUGUGGAUGUACUGAAGCCCCUGAUUGAAGAGAAACUACCAGAGGGUUGA